Messenger RNA from Pocillopora meandrina, 11903 nucleotides. The record is from the annotation of a GenBank genome assembly. NCBI's taxonomy places the organism in Eukaryota, Metazoa, Cnidaria, Anthozoa, Scleractinia, Pocilloporidae.
AUGUGCGACCUGAGGAUGGGAACACGUAUUAUGGGAUACAUGUGGAGUUUGACUUAUCCACUCAUCGAUACACUAAAGCUUCAAGUGAAGGAAACAAGUAAGAGACACCACCUUUAAGAUGAUAACAGAUAUGAAACAAGCAUGUCCCCCGAUUAGGGUAUUUCGAGUUUUUCACAGAUCAUAGUUACUUAUCGUAGUUUUUUUUUCUCUUUGAACUAGUUGCUAUUCAUGGCUGGGAAUGCUACUUUUCACUUAAAUUAAAUUCCCUUAUUAACUUACUCUCUCAUUUGGUGAGGCUUCCGUUUCUGUUUUAUUCUCUAAUUUUCUACCAUAAGCUUUCUGAAGUGUUCCGAUCAUGAUAGUUACCAUGUUCUUAUCUUAAAUCGAACAAAACAUGAUUAGGCGUUUCAGAUAAUAUAAAAGUCCUAAGCUCAUAUAGAAACCAUAGCAACCAAUUCACAUUCAUGGUUUCCCUUCUUGAAAUAUUUUGGAACUUCCUUCAGGUCCUUGAACAUGAUGGCCGUUUCUUAGACCAUGGUUUUCAUGGAAGAGUUUAAGUCCUUUGUCCCCAUUCUAAAACAUGACACACACCCGUCUACUCCUGAUGUUAUGUGACCUGGCGUUAACAUAGAGGAAGAGCAGCAUCUCGAUGCAUACAAUAUCCGAAUGGGAAAAAUGGUGUGGAGUGAAUUAUUUUAGCAAUUUAGAAAAAGUGAAGAGUAGACAUGUUGGUUAGAUAACACCAUUUUUGCAGCAAUUUCCAAGAGAUAAACGUGGAGAAAUUUCUUUGCAUGGUCACCGAUGAGGAAAAUAAACUUUCUUACCUUGAAUAGUCAGUUGAUAAAACACGAGUAAGCAAGCAGAAAUCUUCAGUUAGAGCUAUUUGCUGGAAAUUUUAGUUUAUUUGCAACUUCUCCUUAAUCUUUAACAGAUAAAAAACAGAGAUUUACUUUGAAACCCAGCAACCCAACAAUAGUCUACAAGGGUGAGAAUGUUUCUCUAGAAUGGCGCUAUCAUCAUCCGAGACAUAUGAAGCUUGUUGAAGUUUUCUUUGGAAUUUGGACGAAUCCUGUUUCAGCGGCCGACCAGAGUCUCGUUGCCGUCAACGGUAGUGGCGCUGUUGAAGUGAGAGAGGAGUACAAGUCGCGAUUAAGUUGGAAAGUGAACGUAACAUCCUCGGUGGCUGUGUUUGUUCUUCACAAUGUGCGACCUGAGGAUGGGGACAAGUAUUAUGGGAUACAUGUGGAGUUUGACUUACACUAUCCACUCAUCGAUACAUUGAAGCUUCAGGUGGAAACAAAAUGUAAGGGUCGCAUGGUCUGCGCAGAUUUUGCAAUGAUUACCGAGGGCGAAGCACGAAUCAUCAUUUAUCACACGAUAAUCGCUUACGUUUCUGGUGCAAAGCUACUGCUUUUUCAAAACUUCGCAAUAUGGAAAACAUGACAGGCUCAUGUUUUUAUUCCAUUAUUCUAUUUGUUAUUUACAACAACAUCCUGCCAAGCUACUCACUGUUCCGAACAGUCACCGUCUAUCAUGGAAUAGAUGGCAAGUAGUGUAGCCAAUUAGAUUGCAGCAAUUGUCAUGGAACGCUGAACGAUUCAUUUUCUUCCUGUAUAUAUGUGUAUACAUAACUUUGGUUAAUCUCUCACAUUUGAUAAUGAUGACAGGAUGCAUCGAAGCUUCAUGUUCCGCUUUUCUCGUAAAUUUUCCCGUUCAAACUGGAUCUAAAUUUAGGAUGGAGGGAGUUCGUCUUACGCUGCAUGAAAUGAAAACACUCGUUAGUUAUUAUCUAUUGCCUACAUUGUUUGUUUUGCUUCUGUUGCUAUUUUUGUCGUUUGUUCUCGUCGGUGACACUAGCCAUUCUUUAUUUGAACGCCGCAGAUAUUCCAUUAAUCAAGUUCGUCACAUCUCCACGCCCGCUCAGGAUAGGACAGUCUGUAAGCCUUAACUGUAUAGCAAGCAAAAGUAUGGCUCCUGUUAAAGUCGCGUGGUAUAGGGAACAAACAGUUUUGGCUAGUGGCAUUUCUGAGGCGGUAGUCACCCGCAACAUCACGUCCGAGGACUUUGGCGAGUAUACAUGUAUCGCUGAAAACCACGAAGGAGAAGACAGAAAGAGUGUUUACCUUAGAGGUAGGAUGAAAACAUACAAGUUACUUUGGUUAUUUCACCCUAUUAAAAAAUAUUCUCUUGAUAUCUAAUUUUUCACGUCUAGUUUCAGCGAAAUCGUACCUCUUUUGUUUUUAGUAUUAUUUUCAUAAACAGGAGGCAAUAGACCUGAAAUUUGGGACUUGGGUGAAUGGUUGGAAUCUCAAACGGAACUCUUCUAUAUCAAUGAAAUAAACUUUUCAGGCUCCUAUUUUUUCAUUACGUCAGUAGCAGAAAGUGAACCAACAUAUGGAACCACAACAAAAAUUGAUCAGACGGCUUUCCACACUCACUCAGGUAAAGAAUCAUCGUAUUUCGCAGAAACCUUUGAACUCUAGUCAGAAGUGAUUAAACUUUACCUUACGCGGGGUGAAAUAUUUAACGUAUCUGCGCUCUAAAUCUCUCUCACGAAUACACCUGGAGUCUCUCCAAUUCCGAGAUAGACUGCCGACCCAUCAAAGGUUUUGCUUCUAUGUGAGAUUUGUUUUAUCCAAUUCGUUGGAUACGGAGGGGCCAUCAUCAAAACGGAGUUGACAUGGCAAAACCACCCGCCUGUGUACCUGGAUGUUUUGUAAGCGUAACCGCGGAAGAAGUGGCAAGCCGAAGCUCUGCUUCCCGAUCUGGCAGUUCUGCCGCUUAAAUUUUAUUUGCAGGCAGAUACACUGGUUAUCCAAUUACCAGUUACUCUCAAGAUUGAUUAAAUCAAUCUACACGUUUGACAACUGAAUCAAAGAUGAUCAAAAAACUAUGCAUUUGCAUCUACCCUAGUUUCGUCAUGCCAUCCUUCUAGUAAAAGGCUCCUACCGUGAAAAACAUGAACCGACCCAAAUUUAUUUUUUUUUUAUGAUUUUACAACAGAGAUUGAAGGAUCAGUAAAACCAUCUGUCUUUGUUGUGGAAGGGACAUUCUCACGGAAAACAGAAGUGUUGAUCGAUGGAUCCUUGGUCGCUAUUAUAAUAGCACUCAGUGUCAGUGUAAUCAUCUUUACUGGAUUUGGUUGUUUCUUGCGAAUAAAAUACAAGCCCACGAAGGAAAAUCCUGAGAGUAAGUACAUGAAAUAUUUCUUGGUGAAAAAGAAAAGGUAUAGUGAGUGCGCUAACAACCAAAAGUUGGGGAUCAAAUUUAACACUCAUUUUAAAGAGUUUAAAGAAGAAGCUGGCAAAUUGUUAAAACACGAUAAGAAAAGUUUAUUCAGCUAUAACCACGCAAGAAAACAGAAAAGGGGAAUUCUGACAGCUUUAACUGAUGAGAUAGUACAUUUAGUGGGUUAAUAGAGUUUGCUGACGAUGAUUGAGGAGUAAUAGUCUCUUUCUAUCAAAAUCUCUCCCUUCCACAGGACACCAAGACAGGAGAAGGUGAGUGUCAUUCAUAAACUGGAUUGAGGCCACUCCAACCUCGAGACCCAGGGGCGGCCAGUCGAUGUGACCACUCAAGAACGUAAUUAAGUGUGUGGCUGAUUGAUAGAACAGGCAAUUCCAAUGCAAAUAAUUUUAAAGAAAGCUUUCACUCCUCCGUUCAUCACUUAGAUGAAUUAGCAACGCUGUUGAUUAUUUUGUGAGUUAAAGCAAGUAAUGCUGCUCAAUUUUCUUCUAGAAUAACAGCUUAUUCAUUUACACCAGAAAUGGAUCUCUCGUCUGAAGCGGUAAGAGAUAUUUCAUUAGAGAGGAGUAAGGUAUGUUUCAUUUAGAGCAGUGAUCUGUUAAUAAAAUACUACCAUAUUGUAUGAGAAUGGGGUUUGGCUGCACGCGUUACGAACUUUACUAUUAUUUGUACUGUCUUUUAAUUUGCUUAAAAACUCUGUGAUAUGCUCGUCUUUUCCUUUGGUUUAACUCUUUCGACUAGUACUAGUGACGAAUGUUCCAAAUUUAUAGGCCCAAGGUACUGUCGAAGAAAGAACUUCCGUUUUACCAUCAGAAACACAUUUUGGUAUAGAAGAUACUUCGUUCAUGGCAGAACAACGAGAGACAUCGAUACGAAACACAGAAAGCAUCUACAAGAAGCCAAGAGCAUCGCAAUGUUUGUUGUUGGCAACAUUUAAACCUGAAAUGAACCCUACAGCUCUUGAAACUAAACCAUACGAGUUACCAACAGGGCCUAAAACAUUUAAUUCUUCCGAGGAAUGUGAAAGGAGUAAUAGCUCAACUGCAAGAACUUGUCUUUCUGAACAUAACCUUCAACCUUCAGCCGGUUUUGAAAACACAGAGAGUGGCAGAUUCAGCCACGGAGAGACCCAGAUGGUGUGCUCAACACGCCCCCGGCCUAAGCCAAGGAAAAAAUUCAAUAGAAAAGCACCAGGAACAUUACCUGUGGAAUGUCUGCGAAGCAACCCUUUGUGUGAUGAAGCAGGAGUUGAACACUGCGCACGCGCCAAAGUAUCAGAUCAAAUAGAUAUUGACGGCUCCACUCCUCAAACUUUCCGCGGAAAAACGUCCUAUCUAAAUGCAAGCUUGCCAAAAGCCCUUUGUAAGAACGCAGCAUAUCAAAAUUCAUCUCAGCUGCUAACAGCAGUUCAGGUGGAGUCACCAUAUACCCUCGUGUUCAGCAACAAAAAAUGGGAAGUUCCAAGUGAUCAUUUAUCACUGAUUGAGCGAAUUGGCGGUGGCACAUUUGGUGAAGUGUGGAAGGGUAGAGGACUGGAUGUUUGUGGUACUCAAGGCUGGUCUUUUGUCGCUGUUAAAAUGCUGAAGGGUGCGUAUGAUGCGCUUCAUUAUUUUCAAAAUGAGUAACAUUUGUCACUGGCAUGGGACAAGGGGAAUUCAAAGGUCGAUUUUAUUAAUGAUUUGGGCCUGAAUCAUCGCGGUCGAUAAUUCUAAUAACUGAGGUCUGCACGGAGAGCUAAAGCAAGACCGUUACAGCAAUUGCGAUCAGUGUAAUUAAUAAUAACUAGCACUCUUUUGCAGAAAACUUCUCAAAGUCAGACCUGACGGAUUUGUUGUCUGAGCUGGACUUGCUGAAGAAACUGAAACCUCAUCCUAAUGUGAUUCAACUUUUGGGCUGUUUAACUAAGGAUGUUAUUCGAUGUGAAGGAAGGCGCACGUUCAGUAAGUUUCCGUGAUCAGUAUUGAUAAAAACUAUUGACUAAUCAUCACGAAUUACACUUUUGACAGGGACGGUGUAAUACCGGGUAUUGUGAUCAUCGAGGUAGUCCUGAGGUAAAUCCAAGCGUCCUGAUUGGUUCUUACUUAGUGCAUGUUUUUCCAUACGGACCGUUUCCAAAGAAAUGAUCAAAAGCUGCGCAAAUCUGGUGGUGAAAGCUGGCAAAUUCAAAAUAGACAGGUUUGGUGCGAGUCCUAUAUAAUAAACUACUGACUAACCGCACUUGUUCAAGCCAAGCUGGGGUGUUUUGGCCCUCGGUCGUUUUUGCACAGACGUCGCUGCGAUUUGUUUGUACUGCCACAACCUUGGGCCAGUAUUCCCCAGUACGGCCCUCACGUCCGGUAAGUAAGAGGUUAAUUUUACGGCACUGACUUCUUACAACUACUGGCUUUGGAAAACCUAAAAUGUCAUUGUUUUAUUACAGAACCACCCCUUGUUAUUCUGGAGUUUGUCCCUCACGGAGAUCUUCUUGGGUUUUUGAAAAGAAGUAGAGGGGAGACAGAUGAUUAUUAUGAUUUGAAAAGGAAAGAAAUUCCAAGAAAAAUAUCCAUACAACAACUUUACAAAUUCGCGUCUGAUAUCGCGCGAGGAAUGGAAUUCAUUUCAGCUCAUCAGGUAUACGUUUUAACAGAUACAGAUAUACAAUUGUAUACUCUCUAUCUCGCGUGUGUUGAUUACGAAAGCAAAAACUUAAUGGCGUAAUGAUCUUUUUUUGCUUAUUUGGUAUGUAUUCGCAAGGGCACUAAUUAUAUAGAGGAAAAUGAUUGGAGCACUCUUAAUGGACCAGUAGUUAUUUUUUUAUCGCCGGGGAGGAGGGGGGUGGCCCGAAGGAUUCCUGUUGUGGUAUAACAACAAAAUUUACCAUUUACCUGAUCCCCCCAUAAGGCUCUAUAAUAUCAUUAUGACCCUCACUCCUUAUUGGCACCCCUGAAAACUAUGUGUCUCCUCCUUAAACCCUCCACCCCUCCUCCCAGGAGGUAGAUCAUGAGUGGUCCCUGAGCGUAGUUAGCAGGAUGCGUACGGUAAGUUGUACCUUUGCAUCUUACUCGUUGAGGACAUGAUUUGGUCUCUUUUUGAUAAUCGAAAAACUUUAUCUGAGAAAAAUCAAGGCAGUUUCCGAUUCACUUUCCUACGCUAAGUUUCCUACGCUUUCCUAAGUUUUAAUACUAAGUCAUUUAGCUCGUACUUUUUCAGCUCAUUCAUCGAGACUUAGCAGCGAGAAACGUUUUAGUUGGAGAGGGUCUACGCUGUAAAAUCACUGAUUUUGGAAUGGCGAGAGACCUGGGAAGAGGUGAAAUAUAUGUCAGGAGGUCUAAUGUAAGUACGCAUGAUCAGUGAUUGCCUUACUCUAAAUUUCGUUUCCAUCAGAGCCCGCUCGUUUCUAUCCUAAGCCUACCACAGGCUUUAGCAGAAUGAUAAAAAAAGAAACCACCGUAUUGUCGCACGACUUAACGUACAUCUUUGCAACUCUACAGGGAGUUGUGCCGGUAAAGUGGAUGGCAGUUGAAUCCUUGACAAAACAAGUUUUUACCAUAAAAAGUGACGUGUAAGUUGAUGUAGAAGAUGUGUAGUUGUAGAAUGAACUUCCCAACACCAAAAUGUUAUUUACCUUACCUUACUGUAUGACCUUCUACUUCUACCGCACCUAGUGAUAAUUAGCCCUCUGAUUUUUUAUUCUUGUUUUCACAACUAGACUUGACAAACUCACUUUAUCGACAUUUGAUUAUAUUGUUUCGCAAAGGAGCCUGGUUGUUUUGCUCCUAGAGAAUUAUAUCAUGACAUGCAGUCAUAAGUACAACUUUAUUCGUAAUUUAACCCACUGGCUUCUGUCGUUUCUGCUCCAGGUGGAGUUACGGUAUUGUUCUGUACGAGAUUUUUACACUCGGUAAGUGAGAACAGGCGAUAAAUCAGUAGCAGGUCCUUAAAGAGACCAUACCUUUAUCCUCUCUUGUUAUGAUACAUUCUACUUUAUACAUACAUCCUACCCAUUAUUACUAGUCUUUUUAGAAUAGUCCUAUAUGUAACGAUCGCAGGUGGAAACCCUUAUGAGGGAAUGUCGGGAGAAGAAGUCCUCCAGUACGUUGCAAAUGGUCACAGGUUACGAAGGACCUCAAAAGUCAGCCCAGAAUUGUAAGUAGACCAACACAGCGCUCUCUUUCUUAAUCUGCAUUUAUCUACUGCGCGCAGCGAGGACUCGGGUGCUGCAAAGUUUACCCAUCGCCUCAAGAUUAUAGGGCGUAACUCACUAAAACAUAAAUUGAGGUAAACUUCUAACGGGAAUAUCGUAGUUCACAUUUAGUGACAAGUAGAGAAAAUUUAAGAGGGCUUAUAGCUGUUGAAAGGGAACUUGGUUAUGAACCACCAUUCAAAUGAAGUUUCUAUUUUUAAUUUCAUAUAUAUUGUGCAAUGGUUGACCUAAGUCUUUACACCCUAUAACAUAACUAUUACAUAUAUUCCACGCUGCUCUCUAUAUUAUUCCUAUUGUACAUAUUAUUCCUAUUAUACUGAGAAAUAGAAUUUGUUGAAAACUUAGGAGAUUCUUAAAUUGGUGAUCAUUUGCUUUAUUCUGAUGACCUUCAUAGCUGAUUUAAGGCUGAUAUUGUAAGGAGACAUUGGAAGCCAGUCACUCUUAGAGGUUAAUGGACUAAAACCGGCGAACAGAUGCAGUUUGAAAGUAUCUCAAUUAGUCCGUGUGAUUGUUUUAUUUUGUUCCUGUUGUUGUUGUUGUUGUCAUUGUACGUUUUAUCGUUUGAUGUUUAUGCCUUUCUUCCGUUUUAGAUAUGACCUGAUGCUGCAAUGUUGGCAGGAGGACUCUUUCAGGCGUCCAACAUUUGGCGCGAUCGCAUCUUGGACCGAAACUCUUGCUUAAUACCCCUGAAAGCAGGAAUGACGCUCGUUCCAAUGUGCACGGAUAGGUGCGAUUCGUAAAAUGAUAUAUGACUGUAGUUCAGAACUCGAUCUAGAAUCCCAGGCAAAAAAGUAGACUAAUGAAAUCUUAUCGGAUAAUGGCGGAUAAACCGUGCUACUUGAAUUCCUCACAUCGACGCCUUUCCCUUGAAUAGUGCAGAGAUUACUACAACUGACCGGGAGAUUCUUUCCGCAUCUGCUAGACUACCGAGAUCGAGUAGGUCUGUAUGACUAUAGAGAGUAAUUCAGAAAGUAACCAAGAGUGUAACAGAGAGUAACCAAGAAAAAAAUUGGUGAAAAUUACAGUAGAAAGUAAUACAGAAGCAAAAAAAUUUCAGGUAACAUAAGGAGGAAUAACAACGUGAGUCUACAAAUCAGUCUUGGUAGCGCAAUGUCCAUGAUGAGCUCGACAAGGAUAACACCAGCCUACGAGAAGCAAAAAAGAACAGCGAAAAACAACGUCCAGCGGAGAUCCAUAGUUGACGCUCUAUGCUCCCCAGUAAGAGCGAAAAUGGCCCAAUCUAUACCUGAUUUACACUAGAACAAGAAGUAGUGGAAACCGUCUCUUCCAGGAGAACACCACUCAUGUGAAACGCUGAAAUUUCAGCUGAAAAUAAGCUAAAAUACAGCGAUAUAAUUGAAUGUCUACCACAUAAUCAGAAGCAUAUCUCGAACAUAGAGAGAUUCGUUUUUUAUGUGGGUCUUCUUCAUAAUUCAAAAUUACUUAGGCGAAGAAUUCACAAGCAAGCCUUAUUCCUCGAUCACGCGUCGUGCAGUCAAAAUGUUGCGAUCUCCGCUAUAAAAAGGGACCGAGAAAGCAUGUCCGUCAUAUUUAGAGAGGUUCAAUUAGACUAGUACUUCAAUUGUGAGUUGUAGUGGAACGAAAGGGCAUUAUUUGAAAUGUGGAAAUGGCUCAAAGUUUCAUUCAAGGAUUAAACAAACGACGCGUAUCAAUGAAUCAUUGUCCUCUUGGUAAAUUAAAUUUUAUUUUCCCAUGUACUCUUGUACCAUGAUACCCCUAUCAAUAACAAGCGGUAUAAACAGCCAGUGGAGAUUGCCAGAACAGGUAUACGCCAUCCACUCUGUACAGCCUUUUCUUUUCCGUUGUAAGCUAAAGCUGGGCCAGAUAAGAAAGUUGAAUAAAUUAGACAAUGAUAUUUUCAGAAUAUCGUUGCUUUUACGUUCCCUAACAUCACUGAUCCUAUCGACUUUUUUUCGCGGAUUGUGCAUCCUAUUUUUACAUUCAUGAAUAAGGUAGACUUUUCUUCUCAGUAAAGGCAUAUUGUGUUUAUAUAAUAAACAAAAUAAUACAUGGUUGCUCGUAGAAAUGGAAUUUCUCUCCCCGUGUUCAACCCUAUAUCUCUGCGCGCCCGUACAUCAUUCCAUAUUUAUAACUUUGUAACUCCAAACAAAAUCACUUAUUUAGAGCACAAAAUAUUCAGGUUUGCUUGACUCCUCACUUUUGUAGUCGGUCCUCACUGCCCCUUCUCCUGCGGCAAAGUUUAUUUUCAUACUCGUACUCUUCCCAGAUUUCUCUUGCUAAAAUCUAAGUGAUGCCUCCCGAGUCUCAUUUUUAUUCUCUCAGAAUAAAACUUCUGUUUUCGUAUCCUUUCCUUAAGUAAAAAGUACCUUUUGCUUUUUAAGAAAGCCGCGGAAUGCACUUGCUUAAAACUUCAGGGUAACAGUACAAGCCGUUUUUCAAUGAGGAAUCUUUAAUAGAAAUAAGUAUUCCAACGGGCAGUAAACUUACUGGGCCGACUAAUGUGGUUUUUCACUGUACCGUUACUCUUAGGCUGUUCACUGAGCUUAUUCUCCUCGGUGGUGACGUGAUCUUUUGUAUGUGUAUGUGACACAUGUGGCAGGGACACCGUUGGAGUCAUUGCAGUUGGGCUCCUAUCUCGCAGUAAAAAUUCUGUAAAAAUAAAAUAUAUGUUAAACGUAUGUUUAGCUGGUUGGCUGCAAGUGCCACGCUUUUCUAUCCCGCCUAAUAAGAAAUGACAUAAAAUAGAGCAGUUGGAUAACAAGAUUUAAUACUAAGAUUGUCCACAACUCGACAUCUCGCUAGUUCGCUGCGCUCACUCGUGAGCUAUCGAGUUCAUAUAUACGCGCGCCCAUGUAUUAUUCUCUAUAUAUCUUGCGAAAAUCGAAUUAAACAAUUGUUUUAUUAUGCAUUUUUUAAACAAUGUGCUGACGAAGACACUUCUCUCUAAGUUUACAGAGCUGGAAACCACUACACAGACGGGAGGCUUGGAAACUAGGCAGACAUGUACAUGAUAAAUCGUGUAAAUACAUGAUUUAUCAUGUCAGCUUCACACGCUAUUGUGUAUUGAUUGAAUGCUAUCGACCAAUCAGACUUUUUUUUUAGUAAUUCUAAUGUCUAAUAACAUUUAUUACUUAUUAUUAGACAGAGGAGAGCCACCCAGUUUGCAUCCAUGUUACAAAGAGGGUGUCGAUGGAGUUAAUCACAAUUUCCUGGUGUCAUAAAUUAAAGACAGGAGUACUUACCACGAACCGUCACAUUAUUAGCAUUAUAAUCGACAUGUAUUUGCUGCAGUGCUCCUGUAAAGUUAACUACAAAAUAAAUAACAACAACCAACAUAUGAAUUAAGAAUUAAAAGAGAACAACCAUCAAGACAUUGAACCAAAAAAAACAACAACAACCACAACAAAGGCGAAAAUAAGUGCUUUUAGCCCUCAAAUAUUUUUAAAAAAAUCUUGCCUUUGAAAACAGAGAAUAUGCGAUGGAUUCUUUCAGAUGGUUAGAUAAAUUAUUAGGCACGACACUCAUAGAGCUAACACAUGUUUCAAAGCUGUGCUUUUAAAGUCAAUCUAUACAAACAACGCAAAAUAAAACCCUGUAUAUGUAACAAAAAACGAUAUAGUACUUACAAGAUAAUUUGGCUUUGUUAUGAAAUAUAAAGUUCGUUUAUAAUUAGUUAGUCAGUUUAGAAUGAUUUGGUCUUUUGUUUGUAUUGAGAAUUUAGUUACAGUAUGAAGUCAUGGUCCGAGGUUAUUUAGUUUUCAGUUAUGGUUUAUGAGUUUCCCAUGGGAUGCUGACUUUGCUUUGAACCCACACAAAAGUUUUUGUUUUGGCUAAUGCAGUCAGAGAUCGGAUGCAUUAUGAUUAAGUACUUUCUUGUUCAUUUCGAGCCUUUACAUCAUCAACAAAUUAUCUUGUUAUACUCCACCACAGACGCAGCACCACAGUUUCUUUAUUCAAUGUUAGUAUUUAGACUUUUUUUUAGUUUAGCGGCCGAAUCGGAAUAAUGCGGUGGCCCACAACCGUCACGGCAAUAACAAAUACCUCACGGCAAAACCGAAAAGCUCACGACAAAACCAAAGGUUCACGGCAAAACAAAACUGGUAUUCACGACAAAACUCUUGGUUUUGAAUUAUAACCACACGAUUAGAGUCGAAUAAGAGGCCAAAAAGAGCGUCUAUUGUCGAAGAAUGGGGUGAAAUAAGUGCUAUUGAUUAUGGACGACUAUUUCAAACGGAUAUAGGCACGCCAGACAGCUUCUCUUGAAACAAGUACUUUGCGAAGCGUCGGCCCCGAAAAGGACUUUUCAAUUUUAAGAUGAAUUUCGGUCGUUUGAAGCUAUAAACUUACCUUUAGACAAACAGUAAACAGUGAAUGUCCAUUGUAUGAAGGCUGUGCAAUAUUUUACACGUUUCAUCGCUCCUACAUGUGCUGAGUCAGCGCAACAAAGAUAAAGCCUUAAGCUAAAAUUCUCGAAAUUCUGCGGUAUCCUGUU